Messenger RNA from Hydractinia symbiolongicarpus, 564 nucleotides. RefSeq lists its product as uncharacterized. The record is from RefSeq and is a predicted model, not a curated record. Lineage: Eukaryota; Metazoa; Cnidaria; Hydrozoa; Anthoathecata; Hydractiniidae. The coding region runs from base 1 to 564 and encodes 187 amino acids. The transcript has a single exon.
AUGAAUCGCAUCAACGAAAUUUGUACUACGACUGACGUCAAUUCGUGGCGUUUUGUACCAGGAACUCUGAACCCAGCAGACAAUGCUACAAGAUAUGUACCACUAUCAUCGACCGAGAAUUUCAGAUGGUUAACCGGUCCAUCCUUCUUAAUCGAAAAAGAAUGCAAUUGGCCAGACCAAAACCACAAUGUCAUUCAAAGUGAAGAAGACGAAAAUAUUACCAACUUUCAGUCAACCUUUAACGCAAUACCAGAGAAAACAUCCUUUAUCAAAUGGGAAAGUUAUUCCGAAUGGCAAAAACUCUGUCGCCACAUUGCGUGGAUUAUCAAAUUAAAACAAAAUUGGUUGUUAUUAAAGAGGGGAGGGUCUGUACGUGAAAAAUUUGAUUACCUGACCGUUGAUGAAAUUGAAGCAACAAAGUUACAGUUGUAUAGCAUCUCACAACAAGAAUCCUACCCAUCAGAAUUGCGAAAACCUACAAUCAUACAAGGAACUACCAAAAAGAUCACCACUUUGAGACCAAUAAUGCAAAACAAUUUGAUUCCACUCACUGAUAUAAACUAA